Molecule: messenger RNA, 796 nt
Organism: Diprion similis
Lineage: Eukaryota; Metazoa; Arthropoda; Insecta; Hymenoptera; Diprionidae
Exons: 2
Coding region: 56-427 (123 amino acids)
Source: RefSeq, a predicted model, not a curated record
UCUCCCGACAUUCUCGGCUCUUGAAUUCAUCGCGUUACUCGCUUCGUUCGCCGCCAUGCGUUUCGCAAGUGCAUUUUGUGCUUUCUUCGUAGUCCUCGGCCUGCAUACGGCCAUCGCAAAUCGCCGCUUUGGCGAGUGUCCGACAUCCGGUCACAACGGAGACCUCAUAUGGCAGUUCGAAGUGCGUCGUAACCCGAAUCUGUUUUCGUAUCAGACCGCAGAAGCGCAGUACGGACCCAUGAACGUGAACAUCAGCUGCAUCGAGGUGAUUUCAGGCCCCGGGACGGAGAAUGGAGAGGCGACGAUAACUUCCGGUGGAGUUGGAUCCAACCACGUGAAAUUCAGUUUUGCUACCGAUCGCGGAAAGCCGAUGCGCGUCAGAGUUUUGGUCUACAGACGUCGUUUCUACGACUUGCCGACGAUGUAAUUAAUUAUAGUUAUAUACUCGUGAAAAAUUCCUCGGCGCCGUCGAUUUUCCCCUGUAUUUGCAAUUUAUUAUUACACACGAUUUGCUGUUAAGCGAUUUUGUUUACGCGGCAUUAUACAAGUUGAAAAAUCCGGAAGUCGUAGCUCGUUUCUACAUCGUUCUGUAACUAUCGAGACGUAUUAUUUACUCUGAAUGAUUCUUAUCUUGACUUGACGUGACUCAAUCUACUCUUGUAUAUACAUUACAUUAUGUACGCAUGGAUUUCUGUAAUAUGUUCUCAUGUAGACUUUACUCGCGACCGAGAAGAAUGAAAAACAAAAUUUAAUAAAAGAAUGAUAAAAUAACGAUGAAAAUACAAUUACAAUGCAA